This is a messenger RNA of Eremothecium sinecaudum, 858 nucleotides long. Its product is annotated as HER212Cp. The transcript has a single exon. The record is from RefSeq and is a predicted model, not a curated record. NCBI's taxonomy places the organism in Eukaryota, Fungi, Ascomycota, Saccharomycetes, Saccharomycetales, Saccharomycetaceae. Bases 1 to 858 code for a protein of 285 amino acids.
AUGGAAAGUUAUGCUAUGGAUGCUAGUGAAAAGUCUCGUUUAGCUCAACGAAAAGCCAGGUUUUCAAAAGCUGCUAAUGAAAGCAUUUUGGCCAAUCCGCUUGCAGACCGCGGACUUCUGAGUCGAAUGGGGCCAACCAGCAAUAAUAGUUCCAUUAACAAACUUCUAGACAGUUUCAGUGCUAAAGAGAGUCUCCUAGUUGAACUUGAAACCUUGUACACCAAAUCUCCAAAUGCGGAGGUUCUUGGCCAUGGCCUGUGUAAAUUGCGGCAGAUAAUAGUCAGUAACGGUGCAAAGGAAUUUGCAACUGACCAAGCACUAAGCGACUUGUCAUAUCGCUUAUUUAAACUGUCUGUUGAGUACCAUUCGAGUCAAGAGCAAUGGUUACAGGUUGGUUUCUGUCUGAAAUAUAUAUCCGACAACCUUGCACACCUCGAGAGCGCUUCAGACUACCAGGCCUGUUUAGUUGUAUACACUGCAUCAAUGGAAUCGGACGCUGCUCUAGCCCUUGAUCGGCUUCAGCAAUAUCUUUCACCGAAGUCGAAUCUCUACCAUAUAUGUCUACAACUAAUUAAGGGUACUGCUUCACCAAACAUCCAAUGGUUUAAAGCCGUAUAUGAAAUGCCAGAAGACUGCAUUCUACGCAAAUUCAUAAUUAGUCAAACUCCAAUUUUUCGCACAUAUCAAGCAGAAACAUUGCGCAUUCUAAGCCGAAGUUAUCGUCAAUUUCCACUGGCGGCAAUUGAGCGUCAGUGGUUUUACGGAUUGAGUUGGAAUUCAACAGCAAAAAAGGAACUGGAAAAGUGGCCAGUGGCCAAUGGAAUAGUAAAAUUCUUCCAGACUACAGGAACUCGCUAG